AUGGGCCCGCCGCCCACGGCGCGGGGCUGGGGCGCCCAGGCCCGCGCGCUGGCGUUGCUUAGCAGCCGGGCGGAGCAGGAGCAAGUUGUGGCAGUCCAGAAGUCGUCACAGGCCGACGUCCGGCAGGCGGGCGACGAGGGUCAGGCGCUCUCAGAAAAGCGCGACUCCGCGCGCGCGGAACUCCAGAAAGCCUUGCGGGGGCAGCGCGCGGCGCUGGAUAGGCUCCGCGUCAAGUUGGAGCGGCUGGCGCGGGGCGACGCGAGCCUCGCCUCGCACGCGCGGAACCACGCGAGCGACGAGGCGGACGACGAGAUGGGGUUGAAGCGUUUCGACGCUGAUCUCAGUCGCUUCCGCGCGGGCCAGCGGGCCGAGUUCGAGCGGCUCCGCGCGGACGAGCGGGCCGUGUCGCGCGAGUUGGCCAAGGCGGCGGCGCGCUUCGCGGCCUGGGACGGUGACGACCCGGACGGGGUGCCGCCGCCGCCGGCCGCUCCCGGCGACGCGCCGCCGCCGCCGCCGCCGGAUGCGCGUCCAGAAGCGACGCGUGACGUAGCCGGGGAGCUCCGGCGCGUCGACGCGCGCCUCGCCGCCGGCGGGCCGACCGGGGGGUGGCCCGCCGACGAGCACGCAGUCUUCCUCGAGGCCUGGGCGCCGGCGGCGGCGCGCCUCGGCGCCGCGCCCGACGCCGCCGCCGUCGCCGCCGCCGCCGCCGCCGCGCACGCGGCCACGGGCGGCGCGCUGCGGCGGACCGCCGCCGAGGUCGCGGCGCACGCGCGGUGGCACCUGCGUCGCGCGGCGCUGCUCGCCCGCCGGAGGCGCCUCGUCGCCGCCUGGCGCGGCGGCCGCGACGGCGACGCCGCCGAGGUUGUGGCCUGUGUGGAAUCAACCAGUGGCUUAGGUUAUCAUUGCGGAGACCUUCGUGCACCUCCACGCCAUCGAGCAGACGCAAUCCACGGGGACGACGAUGCGUGGGGCGCCUGAAAUAUGAUUUCCACACAGGCCGCGGCCGCGGAGGCCGCCGCGACGGCCGAAGCCGAGGCGGCCGCACGCGCCGCGGACGCCGCGCGCGCCGCCGCCGCCGCGCGCCGCCGCGACGCCGCGCGCGCCCGGGCGCGCGCGUGGCGCGCGGCCAAGGCGCGACGGGCGGACGAGGACCGCGCCGCGGCCGCGCGCGCGGCUUCUGACGCGGCGGUCGCGGCCGAGGCGGCGCGCGCGCGAGCGCGCCGCGCCCGCCGCGCCCGCCUCGACGCGCUCCGCCGCGGGGCUUCCGCCGCGCGCGACGCCGCGGCGGCUGCCGCGCGCCCGCCGCCACCGAGCCCGCGCACCGCGGCGCGCGCCGCCGCCGCGAAGACCGCCGCCGCGGACCGCGCGCGCGCCAACGCCGAGGCGCGCGCCGCCGCGGCGCUCCGCGCGGCCAGGUCGCGCGCUCUGGCGGCCGGGGCGCGCGCGGGGCGCGCUGCGCGCGACGAGGCCCGGCUCAAGGCGCUCGCGGCGCUCACGGCGCCCCGGCUCGCCGCGGCCGCGCCCGUCGCGCGGCCCCGCCGCGCGACCGCCGCCGCCAGAGCGCGCGGCCUCGCGCCCGACGACGUCGACGCGCUGGACGACGACCGGCGCGCCGCCCCCGCGCACGCCCGGGUCGUCGCCGGCGCGGGCCGCGACCUCCUCGCGGGCGGCCGCGCGCCGGCCGCCUGGCGGGGCCGCGCCGGCUAGCGUCAUAUGCACUAAUGUACUCGAUUUGUCCCAUGAUGUCGUUUGUAGAUUCGUUGUCCUGCACUGGCAGACCUCGGGAGGUGGUGUCCGUUCUUCAGGGUGGUCGUGCGAAUGAUGCAGAACCAAAGGAGUACGCACCUCUGGGAGUACGGCGGCUGAGAUAGUCUGCCGGGGAGCUACCUUAAAAUACUAAGUAGUUUUGGUUUUACGGUGUUUAUUACGCGUUGCGUGUUGUGUGUGAAGUAAGUGUAUAUACUCUGAGAUAUAGAAGGGUAUAGGAUAACCAACAAUUUCGCCCUAGUUAUCGUUCCUUGAUUUCGCAGUGCCUUUGCUUGGAGCUCGGCCACACGGGUCCAUUUCUACUACUCGGGGGUCGAGCCCGGGGAGCGGGAGGAGCUCUUCGUUUGAAGGCAGUGGUCCUUCCCUCCUCCUCCUGGGGCCGCGAUUAACCCUACUAGGGUAAAUAAUAAUGAAAUAAUUAAAUCGAUUAGGUCUCCCCUAAUCUACGAGUAUCGUCGUCGUCCUCGAGGCACGCGAGGUACGCGGCGAGCGCCUCCCGGUCGCGCGCCUUGAGGCGCGGCGACGCGUCCCGCGCGCGCCACCACCGUCGCAGCCGCCCCCGGUCGCGGUCCUCCCAUUCGGCGUAGCUCGUCGCCACGCGCAUGACGUAAAACGUCGUCCGCACGAGCUUGGCGUCGUCGGCGAACGCGCCGAGGUCGCGCGCCACGACGCAGGCGACGCCCGCCUCCUCGCGGACCUCGCGCAGCGCCGUCUCGCGCAGCGUUUCGCCGCGCUCCGCCGUGCCCGCGGGCAGGAUCCAGGCGCCGGGCGUCUUCCGCGAGCUGAUGAGCAGGACCUCGUCGCCGCGCACGACGACGCCGCCCGCGCGGACCUUGUAGCGCCGCGUGACGCGGAGCCGCCAGAAGCGCUGCGCCGCGCGCCAGACGCGCUUCGCCCACCGCCGCGGCUCCCACCACGGCGGCGCCGCGAGCGCGAGCGCGCCAGCCAUCACGCGGUCGCGGCGACGAGGGCUGCUACGGUCCUUCGCGGGCGCAUGGCUGUGCCCAGGCAAGUAGCCUCCGAGGAUCGUGCAGCGAUGAUGGCGUAACUCUUGCAAGUUACGGGCUGCCAAUCCAGCCACCUUUCAAGCUGGACCGAGGGACACGCACACCGAGCCCCCCUCCACGCUUGGCCAAGCUUGGCUAGCCCCGGGCAAAACCCGUCGCCGGGCGCCGGCGCGCCGCAGGCCUGCAGGGUAUAAUAAUAAAGUACCCCUUGCGGCGGGCGCCCGGGCUUGGAGGACUGCGGUAGUUAUUUCGCCGGUACCGCACCGAGGCAUGAUGGCGGCUAUCUAGCGGAGCGCGCGCGCCCGCGGGGCAGCAUGGUGUAGGGCUGCCCAUGGAGUCCAAGUCCAAGGGCGAGGCCGCGCACCUCGACGCCAGCGCGAAGAUCGGCAGAGGUCGCGGCGGGGACAAUGGGUCCGACGACGGCGCCGCCCUCCGCGCGGACGGCGGCUGGCGCUCGGCGGCCGCCGCCGCGCCGGGCCUCGCGAGGCCGCGCGGGACCGCGGGCGCCCCGCCGGGCGCGCCCUCGGCUUGGACGGCGUGGGACAGGCGCGGGGCGUGGCGCCUCGUGCACGCGGGGCGCUUCGACGCGGACGCCGCGGCGCAGCCCAAGGACGCGGGCGGCGGCGCCGCGCCCGCGGCGCGGCCGCGGCCGCCGGAGCCAGACGCCGGCCGCCACCGCGACACGGCGUGGCGCGUCCUGCGGGGCGACGCGGCGCGCGCGGACGGCUCGACGAGCGACUCGGGGUCGGACGGCGCGCGCGCGGUGCCCGUCCCCGCGCCCGAUAGCCUGCCCGGCGAGGACGCCCUGCCAGCGCGCCGCCGAAGGCGCCGGGGCAGCGGCGCCAAACAAGGGGACGACUCCGACUCGGACGGCCGCCCGCGGCGCCCGCGACGGCGUUCAUGAGGAGUCGUGGCCAGUUCGCGGCCAUGGCGUCGCGGGCGUAACUACUUCCCGGGAGGAGGUGCUGUUGAAGUCGUGUUCGACGAUGUGUCGUUCCGCUACGGCCCAACUUAGCCGGGGUCUUCGAUCUGUCGUUCGUCGUCGCCGCGGGCAAGACGGUAGCAUUCGUCGGUCCGUCUGGGUCAGGCAAGAGCACGACGGCGCGGCUGGCGUGCCGCCUCUACGACGUCGCGGGCGGCAGUGUACGCGUCGGCGGCAUAGAUAUCAGAGGAGUCAAGCAAGCGUCGCUGCGCCGGUUGACGGCCGUCGUCGCCCAGGAGACUGUACUCUUUAACGAGAGUGUCGCGUUUAACAUCGGCUACGGCCUCGAGGGCGACGACCGCGAGCGCGUCGUGCAAGCGGCGAAACGCGCCCAGCUCCACGACCGCGUCAUUUCCUGGGAGGACGGCUACGAUACUGUGGUAGGCGAACGAGGCCUCCGUCUGAGCGGCGGCGAGAAGCAUCGGCUCGGCAUAGGGUGGCUUCCGUCGCGGGCGGGGUUGCCAGCACCAGAGUUGGGUUCUGUCGGAACUAAUAAAAUCGAACGCAAAGAACGUGACACGUUCCUUGAACGGUUCUACGAGUUGCACCCUAUCGCGCGUGGUUUGAGCCCCGAAGGUCUUUGCGACGUCCUAAUGAGUGACGACUUACCUCACGAGACUGAGAAUACUAUGUAUAGAUACCUUAUUGCUAUUUCGAGGCUCCGGUUGGGCAUCCUGACCGAGCGGGGAGAAGGCUCUUAG
Pelagomonas calceolata is the source of this 4457-nucleotide messenger RNA. Lineage: Eukaryota; Pelagophyceae; Pelagomonadales; Pelagomonadaceae. The record is from the annotation of a GenBank genome assembly.